Molecule: messenger RNA, 484 nt
Organism: Aspergillus pseudonomiae
Lineage: Eukaryota; Fungi; Ascomycota; Eurotiomycetes; Eurotiales; Aspergillaceae
Exons: 1
Coding region: 90-341 (83 amino acids)
Source: RefSeq, a predicted model, not a curated record
AAAAAAAAAAAAAAAAAAAGAAAAAAGAAAAACCCUGGAAGUGGAGGGAUUGUCUGUAGGGAGAAAGUGUCUAGUGGUCAGUAGUAUGAAUGGAUGAAGAACUUCCGUCUCCUUCCUUUACAGAUAAUAAUAAUAAUAAUCCAAAUAAUACCAACGACAGUAGGAACAACAAUCGAAACAACACCAGUGGUGGUAGCAGCGAGAACAAUAACAGAAGGCACUCGUUCCUCUACCUCCUUUCCUCUCUGUUGUUGCUUUUUCUUAAUAGUCUUUCGUUCUUUCUUUUUACCCCUUCAGUAUUCUAUCGUCUUCGUUGCUUUUUGACGCGCGCCUCCUUCUGACAGAUUGAUUGACUGCUUGGCUGGGUCUUGUAACCUGGACCGGGAUCCUGGUUUGCAGAGAAUUACCACAAGCCACCGAGAAUUGACAGAUCGCUUUUUUUUUAUUUUCUUUUUUCUUUUCUGGUCUAUACUUCGGUUUCGGU